AUGCGUGUCUUGUCUUUUGCCCUGGCCCUUUUUGCGGCUGAUAUGGUCGUUGAAGCUGGAGUUUGCAAGCCUGCUCGUACGACUACGGCUGCAACUUCGGUUGUCGAAUCGUCCACUACGACCGCUUCCGCUACCUCGGAGACUUCUGUCAUUGAGUCGCUGACCUCUGCGACGGAGACCUUGAGCACCGACUCAAGCGAGAUCUUGACGACUUCUACCACCGAGGCUGAGACUACAUCGACCGAGGUCGUCUCUACUACCACCACCGAGGCUGCGUCCACGACCACAGAGGAAGCUUCCACUACAACCACCGCAGGUCCAUCCUUCACACCCGGCUCCCUCGUCGGCACCGGACCCGCUGCUGGCCUCACCCUCCAGGGCACUGACUCACGCUUCAUCCCCCUCUCCUUCUCCGACUCGACCCAAACCCUGAUCUUCACCCUCGCCGCCAACGGCCAGCUCGCGACAGGAACCAACAAUAACUACCUAUGCCUGAACUACAAGCCUUCAGGCGUCCUCGGACCGCUUGUCCUGUGCCCCUUUGAUAACUUCCAGAACGCUCCCUUGACGUGCACCCGUGCGGCCAGCGGCACUCUUUCUUGCACUGCGCCAAAUGGAUCUUGCGAGGCGAGUGGAACUUGCAGACGACCUAACAAUGCGGCCGCGUUCUCUCAGUUCUAUGUGGAUGGUUCCCAGAACGGCUAUUUUGGUCCUGCGAACUCAAACUUUGGGGCGGGUUACUCUGCCAUUGAUGUGACUCUCGCUGAAUCAACAUAA
Molecule: messenger RNA, 777 nt
Organism: Fusarium tjaetaba
Lineage: Eukaryota; Fungi; Ascomycota; Sordariomycetes; Hypocreales; Nectriaceae
Exons: 2
Coding region: 1-777 (258 amino acids)
Source: RefSeq, a predicted model, not a curated record